Molecule: messenger RNA, 843 nt
Organism: Colossoma macropomum (tambaqui)
Lineage: Eukaryota; Metazoa; Chordata; Actinopteri; Characiformes; Serrasalmidae
Gene: spi2
Product: Spi-2 proto-oncogene
Exons: 5
Coding region: 130-843 (237 amino acids)
Biological process (GO): regulation of transcription by RNA polymerase II; cell differentiation
Cellular component (GO): nucleus
Molecular function (GO): DNA-binding transcription factor activity, RNA polymerase II-specific; sequence-specific DNA binding
Source: RefSeq, a predicted model, not a curated record
CGAUCUAUGUUUUAUUUAGCAUGUGUGUCUAAGGUCUUGAUAAAUGGUAAUUUUCUUAGAUUAGCAGAAAAGUGUGACUGCGUCAUCUGAAGUCAAGGGACUGUUCCUGUUACAGAGCAGCAGAACAGUAUGAAUAUCUCACAGGCCUGUCAGACUGAUUUGGAAGUCAUCUUGGAGUUUCUUGAAGAGCACUGGAGACAGGAGACUAGACGAGGGGACUUAUGGGAAAACACUGAUUCCCAUGAGAGUGCACAAAUUGUUGGUGCGGGUUAUAGUGAUGCAUCGAACCACUUGGGUUCUCUACAACUGCUUUCUGCGCCAAAGACUCAACAGGACGCAGGACACCAGCUGAAGAUGACUGGAUUUGAUCCAGGUGUGCAGUCUGGAAUGAGGGAGUCAGUAAUCCAGAGUCUUUGUACUGAGCCAGCUUUAAACCCCCUUGCUUGUCCAGAGAGGCCUUUAACUCCACAUGUAAAACCUGAGCAGAGGGCUGAAUCAUUGCCCAGCUCUACACCUGUAAGCAGAGGGAAAAGGCUGCGCCUCUUUCACUUCUUGUUUGAGAUGCUAGAGGACCCUGGAAUGGCACACUGUGUGUCGUGGGUUCCUUCAUCAGCAGGGGUUUUCCGGUUCUCCUCCACACACAAGGAGCGUGUGGCAGAACUCUGGGGUCAGCGCAAAGGCAACAGGAGGCCCAUGACCUACCAGAAGAUGUCUCGCGCUCUGAGAAACUACAUCCGCUCAGGGGAAAUCAUCAAAGUGAGGAAAAAACUGACUUACCAGUUCAGUGGAGCCACCCUCACUACAUUAAGGAAUCAGCAGGGAAUGAAAAAUGCCCUACACUGA